AGCUGGAGCGCAGGGACGCGGUGGGCACCGUGGCAGCGGCUGGCAGGGCCCAGGAGACCCCCUCCCCUCCGCGGAGAUGGAGGACCCCUACGGCGCCGGCCUGGAUGGCAUCGACUACGAUGACUUCCACAUCCACUCGUCCAUAAUGGAGCCCAAGGAGCCUCCCAUGGAGACGGCUGAAGGCCCCUACCUGGUCAUCGUGGAGCAGCCCAAGCAGCGUGGAUUCCGCUUCCGCUACGGCUGCGAAGGCCCGUCCCACGGCGGGCUGCCCGGAGCCUCCAGCGAGAAGGGACGCAAGACCUACCCUACGGUCAAGAUCUGUAAUUACGUGGGCCUGGCCAAGAUCGAGGUGGACCUGGUGACUCACAGCGAUCCCCCCCGGGCCCAUGCCCACAGCCUGGUGGGCAAACAGUGCACCGAGCUGGGCGUCUGUGUGGUGUCUGUGGGGCCCAAGGACAUGACUGCCCAGUUCAACAACCUGGGGGUCCUCCAUGUGACCAAGAAAAACAUGAUGGAGAUCAUGAUGCAGAAACUACAGCGGCAGCGACUCCGCACGCAGCCCCAAGGGCUGACGGACGCUGAGCGCCGGGAGCUGGAGCAGGAGGCCAAGGAGCUGAAGAAGGUUAUGGAUCUCAGCAUCGUACGGCUCCGCUUUUCGGCCUUCCUGCGCGCCAGUGAUGGUAGCUUCUCCCUGCCCCUGUGCCCGGUCAUCUCCCAGCCCAUCCACGAUAGCAAAUCCCCCGGCGCCUCCAACCUGAAGAUCUCACGUAUGGACAAGACGGCCGGGUCGGUGCGAGGUGGGGAUGAGGUUUACCUGCUCUGUGACAAGGUGCAGAAAGAUGACAUUGAAGUUCGCUUCUAUGAGGACGAUGAGAAUGGCUGGCAGGCGUUUGGGGACUUCUCUCCUACCGAUGUGCACAAGCAGUAUGCCAUCGUGUUCCGGACACCGCCGUACCACAAGAUGCGGAUCGAGCGGCCAGUCACCGUGUUCCUGCAGCUCAAGCGCAAGCGCGGAGGGGACGUUUCUGACUCCAAGCAGUUCACGUACUACCCACUGGUGGAAGAUAAGGAAGAGGUGCAACGGAAGCGCAAGAAGGCACUCCCUGCCUUCUCCCAGCACUUUGGGGGCGGCUCCCACAUGGGGGGCGCCGGCGGGGGAGCAGCGGGGGGCUUCGGAGCAGGAGGAGCGGGCGGAGGAGGUGGUGGUCUCGGCUACUUCCCGGCCCUGAAUUACAGCAGCCCGUACCCGGCAGAGCCUCACCCUAUGAGUGGCUACGCGGGGGCCGGGGGGUCGCGGACUAGCUGGGCCUCCCAGCCCCACAGGGAGGCACUCUCUGAAGAGGAGCCUGGGAAGCGGGAGGCAGACAAGGACCCGGCGUCCUGCCCCGACCACCCUUCCCAGCCCGCGCCUCGCUGCCAGGAGAUGUUGAGCCAAGCCCAGCGGUACAGCCUGCAGAUGUUUGCGCUCGCCCAGCGCAGCGCCCGGUCCCUGCUGGACUACGGGGUGACCGCCGAUGUCCGCACCUUGCUGGCCGGGCAGUACCACCUCCUGGCUGCCCAGGAUGAGAACGGAGACACACCCUUGCAUCUGGCCAUCAUUCACGGGCAGACGGGAGUCAUGGAACAGCUGGCGCACAUCAUCCUGAGGGCCCCCCAGCUGGGAAUCGCUAACCUCACCAACUACCUGCACCAGACACCCCUGCACCUGGCAGUGAUCACGGGGCAGUGCGCCGUGGUCGGCUUCCUGCUCAAGGUGGGCGCGGACCCCACCCUGCUGGACCGGCACGGAGACUCGGCCUUGCACCUGGCGCUGCGGGCGGGCAGCCCCGAGCUCCUGCGGACCCUGCUGGGGCACCCGGGCCCGGCCCUCCUCCAGCUGCUGGCCAUGCCCGAUUACCAAGGAUUUUACCCCGUGCACCUGGCAGUGCGUGCCCGGAGCCCCGAGUGCCUGGACCUGCUGGUGGCCAGCGGGGCGGGCGUCGAGACGGCGGAGCGACAGGGAGGGCGGACAGCCCUGCACUUGGCCACGGAGAUGGAGGAGCUGGGGCUGGUCAGCCACCUCGUCACUAAGCUGGGUGCCAAUGUGAAUGCCCGUACCUUCGCCGGAAACACCCCCCUGCACCUGGCCGCGGGACUGGGCUCUCCAACCCUCACCCGUCUGCUGCUCAAAGCUGGCGCGGAUGUGCAUGCGGAGAACGAGGAGCCCCUGUGCCCGUCCCCUUCCCCCCCAACCUCGGGCAGCGACUCGGACCCGGACAGAGCAGACGGACUAGCAGAAGGGGAAGGGUCGAGGGGAGCCCGUCGGGCCAGCUGUGGACAUAAGCCCCUCGACCUGACCCGCAGCGCCAAAGUCAAGUCUUUGCUGCUGAAAGCCACCAAGGAGCCUCCCCCGACCCCCCCACUGCCCACAGGACCGGUGCUGUCUCUCGGGGGUGCAGCCCUGCAGGGUCUGGAGCGGCUGCUGGACGGACCGGGCGGGUCCGAGGGUGGGGACUGGGCGGAGCUGGCCGAGCGGCUGGGCCUGCGCAGCCUCGUCCCCACUUACCGCGGCACGAGCUCGCCCAGCGGGAGCCUCCUGCGCAGCUAUGAGCUGGCCGGCGGAGACCUGGCGGGGCUGCUGGAGGCGCUGGCGGCCAUGGGCCUGGAGGAGGGUGUGCGGCUCCUGCACGGAGCUGAGUCUGGGGACAAGCUGCCCAGCACAGAGCUGAAAGAGGACAGCGCCUAUGGAAGCCAGUCUGUGGAAGAGGAGGAAGAGGAGCUGGGAAAAUCACCAGCCGGGCCGGGGGCGCUUCCCCACGGCCACCCCCAGCAGCAGGUGCACUGAGCCCAGCCCCCCGUGCGUUCUUGUGCCACUCGGUGGGUGGGGGGGCCGGGUCGGGUUCGGUGGGGCCUCCCGCACCCCCCAACUCCAAGCCCCCCGACGGACCCGCACCCAUCCCCCCCACCCCGCUGUACAGACACUCCUCUUCCCCGCUGUACAGACACCUCUGCCUGUGCCCACGUUAUUUAAUGUCCCCAGUGCGGGUCUCUUAGAUCGGGUGAAUAAAGGUGGCGGUGGGGGACGGGGGGAUGCAGCCUCCCCCACCUUCCCUGCCGGCACUCCUCUGCCUCCGUGCUCACUGCCU
Tachyglossus aculeatus (Australian echidna) is the source of this 3125-nucleotide messenger RNA. RefSeq names its product nuclear factor kappa B subunit 2 (gene NFKB2). The record is from RefSeq and is a predicted model, not a curated record. Gene Ontology annotation, cellular component: cytoplasm. Gene Ontology annotation, molecular function: protein binding; DNA-binding transcription factor activity, RNA polymerase II-specific; RNA polymerase II cis-regulatory region sequence-specific DNA binding. Gene Ontology annotation, biological process: response to cytokine; canonical NF-kappaB signal transduction; non-canonical NF-kappaB signal transduction. Bases 77 to 2824 code for a protein of 915 amino acids. Lineage: Eukaryota; Metazoa; Chordata; Mammalia; Monotremata; Tachyglossidae. The transcript has 23 exons.